AUGUGCGAUUUCCCAAACUUAGAAUGCCGGUAUCUCCUUAUUUUUGAAUCUUCAGUAUGUAUAAAUACCGGCCUUCUUCAUGGCAGUACACUUCAGAAAGUUAUCACAGUUUACAGCCUUUUAGAAACCAAUCUUUGCUGUUUCAACAUGCCUUCCAUGUUCCUUGCCGUGAGAAACAUCAAGCCGGAACACCAGCAAAGGGCAAUACGAGGAGACUACAUUCAUGCGAGUAUCAUCAAGAAAGACAUUGUCAAGUAUAAAGAUAUAAUCAAGGAAGGGAAAAUUUAUGAAAUAAAGAACUUCAUGGCCUCUACAAACUACUAUGUGUACAAGAUUACAGAGCAUGGUUUCCUGCUGAAAUUUAACUACAGAACACAAGUCAAGGAAAUACAUUCUACUGGCUUUCCUUGCAAAAUGUUUAGAUUAAAGAGUUUUGUGGCUUUGAAAGAUCCUGAGGAUGUCAAUGACAAGGAGCUGAUUGAUGUUAUUGGAAGGGUAACUGAGAUUUACAAUCCUGUUGACAAGAUUGUGGGGGGAAAGGCUACCAAACUAAUAGACUUCCAACUUGAAGACAAUGCUGAUAACACCAUCAUGUGUACACUGUGGAAUGAACAUGUUUCUUCCCUGAUGCCUUUUUACAAUAGUGAUUCUAAAGAACCACUGAUUGUUGUAAUUCAAUGCUGUAGGGCCAAAGUUGUGGGUGGUGAAGUGAGAAUAACCAGUUCCUAUGAUGCUACGAAGCUGUGGUUUAAUGAGGAUUGGGAAGAGUUUAAAGAGUUUAGGUCAAACAUGAAAGCUCAGGGUACUCCAAUGCGGAGUCUCAGUACUGGCACACUGCAUUCCAACUCUAUAGGCAUUAGUGAUUUUCAUAAUGCUUCUGUUAUUGUGACUAACUGCCAUGACAUUAAGAAGGUGAAAGAGGAUGGGGACUAUUAUGUUGCUGCUGAGAUUCUCGGGUUAGAUUUUGAGGAUGGUUGGUACUACUUAUCAUGCCUGAAACUUGGAUGUAAUAAGAAGCUUAAAGAACAGGAAGGGACACUUUUCUGUACUAAGUGUAAGAAGAAUUGUAUGAUGGGUCAAGUUAGGUACAAAGUUGUUGUUAUUGCUCUUGACAAGUUUGGAGAUGCUCCAAUGUUGCUUUGGGAUAGGGAAGUUACAGAGCUUGUGGGUAUUCCUGCCUCUAUUUUGUAUGCAAAAUACAAGGAGCUUGAUGUUGAAGUGCCCCCUGAAUUGGAUGCUAUAGUUGGUAUGAAGAUGCUGUUUAAGAUCAACUUCAAACUUGCCCAAAAGAUGGGUCCCAAUUACCCAUUCAAUGUUGUUAGGGUUGUAAGGGAUGAGCACUUGCUUAAGACGUAUGCUGACAGACUUGUGGAGCAUGAAGAGCAAGACUUAAUGUCAAGGAUGAUUGAUGAGGAAACUAACACUGAUGCAGUUUCUGGAGAAGAUUCGAUUGGGGUUGAAGUGAACAGUCCUGCGACUGUCGAGCCCUCGCAAAAGGAAGGAGAAGACAAUGCAGAAAAUGUUGGUGCUAUUAAAAGGUCACUUUUGGAUGAGUUUUCAUCAUCCAAAAGUAGGAAGAAGUUGAAUGACUCAGAAAUCAAAAAGGAAAAAAUGUUUUUCAGAAAAAGGAUGAAAGGUGUCCAAGUUGCAGCAAAGAUGUUAGGGUUUAGGGUUUUAGAAGGCAAACAGGAUGGAAAUACUUUGCAAACAUGCUAG
This is a messenger RNA of Ipomoea nil (Japanese morning glory), 1716 nucleotides long. RefSeq lists its product as uncharacterized. NCBI's taxonomy places the organism in Eukaryota, Viridiplantae, Streptophyta, Magnoliopsida, Solanales, Convolvulaceae. Gene Ontology annotation, cellular component: nucleus. The record is from RefSeq and is a predicted model, not a curated record. Bases 1 to 1716 code for a protein of 571 amino acids. The transcript has 11 exons. Gene Ontology annotation, molecular function: DNA binding. Gene Ontology annotation, biological process: DNA repair; DNA replication; DNA recombination.